Aspergillus welwitschiae is the source of this 1995-nucleotide messenger RNA. Its product is annotated as Zn(II)2Cys6 transcription factor. Gene Ontology annotation, biological process: regulation of transcription by RNA polymerase II. NCBI's taxonomy places the organism in Eukaryota, Fungi, Ascomycota, Eurotiomycetes, Eurotiales, Aspergillaceae. The coding region runs from base 523 to 1803 and encodes 426 amino acids. Gene Ontology annotation, molecular function: zinc ion binding; DNA-binding transcription factor activity, RNA polymerase II-specific. The transcript has 2 exons. The record is from RefSeq and is a predicted model, not a curated record.
GGUGCGGGCGCCAUAAGCCCCAGAUACACUCUUAUUGGUCGGUGGGCUAACGGUGCCUGUGCCAGAUAAGAUACUCGGGUUAGGGAAGAGAUCGGCAUUCUUCGGAGACGCGUGAGGGGAUUCCGGUCAGGGGGAAGUCGAUGAAACUGUUGAAACUGUGAUCCUACUGGUUCAGGGCAGAGUGUAGGCAUCCGUCAUUCUUGUUCAUGGUCCGUCGGCCUCUAUUUUAGGCACCGAUCGAUGCCAAAACCCUAAUUAAGGGACAGGGACGCAGCAAGAUCAGGUUAUAUGACCCUCCAUCGGGCUGCAUCUUGUGGCCGACCAAGACGCCAGGCAAGGCUUCCCCGGCGGGGACUUCUGAACCAAGAAACUGACGCCGUUGUUUCCGUCUUGGAAUGUCCUGAAAGAAGGUUUGAGCUGGCGAAAAAUUCUGCUGACUUCACGUGACCGUGCCUCAGGUCUCAAUCCCCCAAGGGGGCAACUUCAGAACGAAUACGAUGAUCUCCAUCCUCCACGCCAACCAUGAACGAUCAGCUGCCCAUGCAGAUUCGCUCGCGGAGGUCACACAAUAAGUCCCGCGCAGGAUGUCAGAAUUGUAAGAAACGGCGUGUCAAGUGUGAUGAGAAAAAGCCACAAUGCACCAAAUGUGUGCGACAUUCGAUCGAAUGUGAUUUUGCUUCCCCGGCCUCGUCGACCUCCCCAGAUCCAACCCGCCGAUUCCGGUUUCGACCAUCCAAAUAUCAACCCGGUUCACGGACAUCACCUCCAAGCACUCAUACAGAAGCUGUAAGAAGCUCAGCUGCAUCCACAUCCACCGGAGUGCAAUGUGAUCUCGCCGGCAGUGGCCUUUCCGGCGGCAUCUCCUUCGCCGAUCUGAAGCUCUACCACCAUUUUGUGACCUCGACCUACAAAACCUUGACAGACGAGAAAAUGGACCACAAACGCGUCUGGUCACAUCAUGUUCCGCAAUGGGGUAUCUCGUUCCCCUCCAUCAUGCAUCUAAUCCUGGCGCUGUCGGCGCUGCAUCUGGCGCAUGGGGAUCCCGCCUCGCGCACGCAGUUCAUCGCUCAAGCGGACGAUCACUUCACCUUUGGCGUCCGAUCGGUAUCUGCUGUUCUGUGUCUGCUCAAUACGGAAAACUGUCAGCUGAUCUACAUGUCUGCGGCAUUGAUUUGCCUGGUGUAUUUCGGUCGUGGACCCCGUCAUGGCGAGUAUCUGGUGUUCAGUGACACCGGCCAGUCCGAGUGGCUCGUUCUCUUGCAUGGUGUCCAUUCUAUUAUCUCGCAAAAUCAUGAUCGUGUCUUCACCGGAGUUCUAGAGCCGAUACCGGACAAUAGUAUCGGUGGCGUGAGUGCCGAGUUGCAGGGAGAACUGGACGAGCAUCUGCAACAGGUUCGACAAGUCCAGGCUUUUAUCCUGUCUCAUGUUACCGAUGAAAUGUCCCGAGCUAUGUUUGAAGCUACCUUAAAUGACCUGCGCUCGGCGUUCGAGGAAAUAUAUAAGCUGCGCAGCGCUGGGAAGGAUGGCAUCUGUCUGAUGCAUCUGGUGAUAGGGUGGGUGUACCGUUUACGGGCCGAGAUGAUCUCCCUGUUGGAGCAGAAGGACCGAUACGCAUUGAUUGCCUUUGGGCAUUGGAGUAUCUUACUGGUGUAUAUGCGGUCAUCGUGGCUGAUGCAGGGAUGGGAUGCGCAUGUGCUACAUGGUGUGCGCACGUCCUUGGGAGAGGAAGACCAGCACUGGCUUGCGUGGCCGAUCCAGGUGAUUGAAGGGGGAGCAUCUACACCUACUACUUCUCUACUGUGAUAGUUAUAUAAUAACAGACUGUAUAUUCUUAUCUACAUAUGAAUGACCGGAAUAACGAACCACAUUAAAGAAAAACAUCUUGAACCCUUCCCAAACCAUAUGCACCAAAAUAACCCAAUGACGAAACAAAACUAGAACUAAUCAGAGUACACAGAAAAUCUUAAGCCCCCCUCUCCUCAUGCCCAAUAUCUG